AUGCGCGAUGUGGCAUUCACGGCGAAACGUUCUAUAGGGCAGGUUAUUGGAGCUAUAGCAUCAAAGUUGGUUUCUCUCAGAGGGCCCGAAGAACCUCGAGCCGUUCAAGUGCUUCACAAGUGUGGUGCUGUGCUGCUCAAUGAACGUUGGCUAUUGACAGCUGCUCAUUGCGUCUAUGAAUAUCGAAGAAAGAAGUAUCUCGCUACUCUCAAAGCUCGCCUAGGAGAAUAUGACGUAUCAGCUAAUUCGAACAGUCGCCAGGACAUUGGAGUUGACACUCUCAUCACACAUCCGCAGUACCAGGACCCGUACAGACAGAGCAAUGAUAUUGCUUUGCUUCGUUUGAACAAGGACGCCGUCUUCAGUGAUAACGUGUGGCCAGUUUGUCUGCCAGAUCGAAAGACGGAAGUUACGGGCAUGAACGCCACAGUGGCUGGAUGGGGGCAAACUUCAUUCAAUGGCGGACGAAAGAACAUCCUUCAAAAAGUGAAUGUGCCCGUACUGACCAAUGGUGCCUGUCUAAAAAUGUAUUUUGAAGCCGGACAUACAUAUCCCCUCGAAGACAACCAAAUGUGUGCCGGUUACAGGGAAGGAGGAAAAGAUUCGUGCCAGGGAGAUUCCGGUGGCCCUCUGUUCGUAAAUCAAGACAACAAAAUGACUGUCAUUGGUCUAGUGUCAGCAGGUAUCAAAUGCGGAAGUCCCCUGUUGCCCGGCAUCUAUACCAGAGUCAUCUCACACUUGGAUUGGAUAGAACAACAGAUUAAAGAUAACGACGUAUAGCUUACCUUUGACAUCAGCAGCAAUCACAGUCGCUCCGGCAAAGGAGUAGAAAGAGGAUUGAUUUAGCUGACGAGAUAUAUUUCUACUUACAUUACGCGAUGACUAAGCUGUUUUAUGAGUAAAGCAAACUCGGUAGCAAAUGACGAAUCAGACGAUGUUUGUUGGAAGCAAAGAUAUGAAUUUUGUUGUUGGUCCCCUAAAUAACAUAUAAUUAGAGAGAUAGCCAUAGUGUUUCUAUUAAUGGCAAAGCGCCCAAACUAUUAAAAUUUUCUCAUCAUGUAUAUAGUAUCAUGUAUAUCUCAUCAUGUAUCUGUAUAAAGAUUUGUUUUGAUAAUAUUCUGCAAAAUUAAAAAUAUUUUAAAUGAGGAUAUAAUAUUGACAUCUCAUUUCAAGUUAAAUAUAUAGAAAGCUUAAUAGGAGUGGAAAAUUAUUUUAUGUAUGUUCGAAAUUUGAAUGCUUGGAAAAAGGAAUUCAAAAGAUUAUAUCUUGAUAAGUUUGUGUUUGACUGGCCUCGCAUUGCUUUCUAUUCAACUUUUAGGCCUAAUUCAUAAUUAAUUUCAUAAAAUGAAAUUAACUUGAAUUCAUUUAGAAAUCGAAAUCAUC
Molecule: messenger RNA, 1383 nt
Organism: Argiope bruennichi
Lineage: Eukaryota; Metazoa; Arthropoda; Arachnida; Araneae; Araneidae
Product: serine proteinase stubble-like
Exons: 5
Coding region: 1-780 (259 amino acids)
Biological process (GO): proteolysis
Molecular function (GO): serine-type endopeptidase activity
Source: RefSeq, a predicted model, not a curated record